Jaminaea rosea is the source of this 1226-nucleotide messenger RNA. RefSeq lists its product as hypothetical. Lineage: Eukaryota; Fungi; Basidiomycota; Exobasidiomycetes; Microstromatales. The coding region runs from base 42 to 1118 and encodes 358 amino acids. Gene Ontology annotation, cellular component: SMN complex; nucleus. The transcript has 2 exons. Gene Ontology annotation, biological process: spliceosomal snRNP assembly. The record is from RefSeq and is a predicted model, not a curated record.
AAUGGCAGCGCUCUUUCUCCACGACUUCCUCGUCGAGGACAAUGGCAAAGAGGAAGCGCUACACCGAAAAUGGCAACAGCGAUGGACAAGGCGCCACAGAUGGUGGUAGCGGAGGCGAUGAGCAAGACUACGGCAACCAGUCCCUACCGGUAGCCGUCUUGCCGCCAGAUUUCGAUGGCAUCCCACUCGAUGGAGCCACGUACCUCGCCAUGGUACGCCAAGAGGCCGCAACGCAUCCAGCUGUCUUCACCGCAGCGCAUAAUCCCUACGCCACCAUCGCAGCCGUCCCAUCACUACCCGCUGUCAGUAGAGCGACGGAGCUAGGCAUACCAAGCGAAGAAUGGCGCGACGCCUUCCUCGAACGAUUCAAGGCCAUGAGAGAGGCCCUUUCCCUCACCCCGUCCACCUCUCUCAGUCGCAAUAAUGUCGCCCGCAUGCCCAAGCCACGAUCAAGCGAUGCGGGUAACAAGGCGUGGUUUCGCUUCAUCUUUGGAAGGGAGCGACCGACAGAUCAGAAUGGAGAGAUGAUUGAAGUGGAUGGCGACGAGGGCCCUGAAGGCGAGGAAGACGCUGAAGAGAAAGUAGAGGCGCAAGGAGGCGAAGAUGAAGCAGGCUCUUCAACUGCUCGUCCCCCUUUGCAACCAACCUCCUCGCUGCUCACUCGCUUCACGACUGGGCAGAUCCUCAGCCUGCUGCAUCAUCUGCCGUACUGGUUCACCAUCCGACUCGAGCGGCAAUCAGUCGACGCGCCUUCAGCUCACCCACCAGCUAUCCCAUCUCUCCUCUCACAAUGGUGCUUCGCCCUGCUGGCGAAGCUAGACACACGACUGGUCUCCGACGACAUUUCCACCCUGCGGACCCUAGCGAGGGCGAGCAUUGCUGCUGUUGCGAUGAGGAGGCUGCAACUGAGUGAACAAACUGAUGACGAGACGGACGAGGGGGAAGAUGAGGAGCAAAGGGCCGAAGCGGGAGCAUGGACGGUCGUCAAUAUUGUUGCGGGUCUUUGGGGCCAAACUGAUCUGUGGGAGUCAGCUGAGGAGGAUUUGGGAAGGAUCCCAAGGAGACAGAGAGGAGCAGAACUCUCGUCGGCAGCGGGAGCGGCAAAGACGAGCGAGUGAAGAAACAAGGCGCCUGCUGCGACGCCUCACAUUGUAUCAUUAGCACAUCAGAUGACUCUCUAUGCCCCUCUCUAGGAUCCAAUCUAUCAGCCUGCAUCGCGGUAUCAU